AUGUCCUUCAGGGCCCCCUCAACUUCCGCUUUUUCGUUUGGACUUUGCGAAGGCAAAAUUCGAAACUGUUGGGAAGUCCAGGACAAAGAAAAUGAUGCAAAAAGCGAUUUGUUUAAAUCCGUAAUUCCGAAAAUAAAUAAAUACCUGGCAAAGCUGCAGCAAAUGUACAAAGCCCAAAUCACCCAGAGCCUGCAGGGGCCCCUGAGGGGCCCCCUGUUGGACUUGUCGGGGGCCCCCCUUGCAGCUCAGGAAGAGGGAAAAGAAGAAAUAAAAGAAAUAAAGGAAGAAGUAAAAGAAAUAAAAGAAGAAAUGAAAGAAGAGGAGACAAAAGAAACAAUGGAAGAGGAUGAGAAGCAGUGGGAGGAACUUUGGGAAGAAGGCUUUCGAGAAAUUGGCGAAAACAGCAGCAGCUGA
Messenger RNA from Eimeria tenella, 414 nucleotides. RefSeq lists its product as uncharacterized. The transcript has 2 exons. The record is from RefSeq and is a predicted model, not a curated record. Lineage: Eukaryota; Apicomplexa; Conoidasida; Eucoccidiorida; Eimeriidae. Bases 1 to 414 code for a protein of 137 amino acids.